AUGCACGGUUUCUGGCCCGGAGGAAACAACUCCACCUUCAACCAGUUUGUGCUAAAGAGGUUGUGCAUGAGUCGCACCGCCUCGCCGCCUCUGUCUCUGUCCUGGAUGAUCCGGAAGAUGAAGUUCGCCGGCCGGAAAAACAAACAGCUGUGGUUGCGGGGCUAUAAAGGAGGCUGGGCGUGUCCGGAGGCGCCCACGCUGAAGGUCUGCGCCGCGCGGGGGCAGCCGCGCCGGAGCCGCACCCCCGGAGGCCGAGAGGUGCACAGGCCUUUGGGCAAGGCCUGGGAACCCGCACAGCCGGGAGUUCAAGAACGCCCGCCCGGAGGCCAACGCGCCAGCCAAGGCUACAGAAACUAA
This is a messenger RNA of Lagenorhynchus albirostris (white-beaked dolphin), 357 nucleotides long. RefSeq names its product large ribosomal subunit protein eL18-like. Bases 1 to 357 code for a protein of 118 amino acids. Gene Ontology annotation, molecular function: structural constituent of ribosome; RNA binding. The record is from RefSeq and is a predicted model, not a curated record. Gene Ontology annotation, cellular component: ribosome; cytosolic large ribosomal subunit. Gene Ontology annotation, biological process: translation. NCBI's taxonomy places the organism in Eukaryota, Metazoa, Chordata, Mammalia, Artiodactyla, Delphinidae. The transcript has 2 exons.